Molecule: messenger RNA, 2440 nt
Organism: Baudoinia panamericana UAMH 10762
Lineage: Eukaryota; Fungi; Ascomycota; Dothideomycetes; Mycosphaerellales; Teratosphaeriaceae
Exons: 1
Coding region: 219-2048 (609 amino acids)
Biological process (GO): tRNA wobble uridine modification; tRNA methylation
Cellular component (GO): mitochondrion; cytoplasm
Molecular function (GO): protein binding; GTPase activity; GTP binding
Source: RefSeq, a predicted model, not a curated record
CGCACAUCAACGCACUCAAGAAGCGCUAUGCUUCUUAUUAUAAUAUUGCAGCUUCUGCUCGAUGUCAAGGUUGGUUGCAUGUAUGCCUUUGCGGUUGUAGAGUCCCAUCAAGACGCUUCGGCGGAUUCUCGGCGUCGCUCUUCACUUCGCACUAGCCUUUGAGCACUGCCUCCUCAAGUAUAGUUUGACCAAGCACAAGCUAGCACGUCCAGGACUAUAUGAGAACGGUGUUACCGACGUGGCGGUCUACUGCAUCUCAAGUGAGAGGACUUGCCGACCUCAUUGCAUACCAGCCGUUCCACCGACGCUCUAGCGUCGUCCAGUGGCGGACAUGCAUCACUCAUCGAGGGAGGGCAGACCGGUUCGCCUCGAGCGCACAUGCAUACUCAUAUGCCACGCCGUCCUAUGAAGUCUCUCGAAAGCAUGAUCAAACGUCCACCAUCUACGCACUCUCCACUGCUCCAGGUCGAGCGGCUAUUGCGGUGAUCAGAAUAUCCGGAUACGCAUGCCUGGACAUUUAUAGAAGAUUGUGUCCGGGGAAGGCCUUGCCGAAACCACGGUAUGCCACUGUGAGGACACUACACGACCCGAAUAAGCGACCCGCACCGGAAACGGUGCUCGAUGCGAACGCGUUGAUCUUCUACUUCCCAGCACCGCGGACAGCAACCGGUGAAGAUGUCCUCGAACUGCACGUACACGGUGGGACUGCUGUGGUGAAAGCAGUUCUAUCUGCUGUGCCUACGUGUGCGAGUGAGGGCGACUUCAAGAGCAUUCGCUACGCCGAGGCUGGCGAGUUCACAAAGCGAGCCUUUCUCAAUGGCCGCCUUGACCUCACACAAGUUGAAGCAUUGGGUGACACACUCGCUGCAAUUACUGAGGAACAACGACGCCUGUCUAUGCGCGCCACGACGAGCACUCUGUCAAAGCAAUACGAAGAAUGGCGAAGGCAACUGUUAUACGCUAGAGGCGAGCUUGAAGCCCUGAUCGACUUCAGUGAGGAUCAACAUUUCGAUGAGAGUCCUGCUGAGCUGUGUAGAUCUGUCUCUACGCAAGUCCGCAAGCUCAGGCGGACGCUGCAGAUUCAUAGUGCUAAUGCCACACGAGGUGAGCUGCUCCGCAACGGGAUCAGCGUAUCGUUGCUGGGCGCACCAAAUGCUGGCAAAAGUUCAUUGCUGAAUCGCAUCGUCGGUCGGGAGGCGGCGAUUGUCAGUCAAGAAGCCGGCACCACUAGGGAUGUGGUCGAAGUCGGGCUUGAUAUUGGAGGCUUUCUCUGCCAACUUGGUGAUACUGCCGGCCUGCGCAAAGCACAGAAAGCGAUAGCCCAGCAGCCUGGCGCCGAAGGUGCCCUAGGAUUGGUUGAAGAGGAAGGCAUGCGCCGAGCGAGAGCUAGGGCCAGUGACAGCGACGUGGUCAUUGUUGUAACCAGCUUUGAGGCUAUUGGCGGCAGGAUUGAGUUUCCACUGUACUCAGAGGUCGUAUCUAGCGCAGCCGAGCUGGUUUGCACGAAGAACAACGUUAUCGUUGUGAUCAACAAGACUGACCUGGCAGAGCCUGUUGGCGUUGAAGCUGCUGUGGAGAGGCUAUUGGCAGCACUGCCUGGACUUGAUCGAAGUAGGAUCUACUGCGUGUCUUGCAAAGAGGCUGAGAACGAACGUCUGCAUGACGAUGGACCAUAUUCCGAUUCGGGAAAGAUCCAGACCUUUCUGCAGGGCUUGAUUGUGCACUUUCAGCAGCUUACCGCAGCCUUGUCGCCAGAGUUUGAUUCGAACGCAUCCAUAUGGCAAGAGUCAUUGGGUGCUUCAGAACGCCAUCGACUACUGCUGGAGGAGUGUCUCGGCUUCUUGGACGACUUUCUAACUGCAGUUCAGCCAGAGCUGGCGUCAGAGGGCGGCAUCGGGGAUUCGGAGCAAGAAACGGACAUUGUAGUUGCGGCUGAGUAUUUACGUGGGGCUGCUAACUGCCUUGCUAAAGUCACUGGUAAAGGCGAGGCCGGAGAUGUGGAAGAAGUGCUCGGUGUGGUGUUUGAGAAGUUUUGUGUAGGCAAGUAGUACGCUUCAGAGAGCCUGCCCUAUCCCGCUUAUUCCAGGCUUGACUACAGAAAGGAUAGCGAAGCGUCAUCCGACGCUCCGCAGACCAUCUAGGCCAUCAUUAUGUCGUACCGUGUAACUGAAACAACCAAAUUCCGUGAAUGCCAGGAUCAACGUCAUGCCCCCGAACAUGCUCCAUCCAUUUCCGUGCCCGUAACUCCUCGCUUGAACGCUAUCAAAUGUCGAAAUGCUGGUGCUCGCUUGAACGCUAUCAUUUUGUCGAAAUGCCGGUAUUCGCUUGAACGCUAUCACUGUGUCGUACUACUGCCGUGGAGUUGUAUGCGUCAUGGGUGUGACAUGAUGACAUGAUGCCGUGUUUCGUAUUAUGUGUUGUGGUGAAGAAUGCUGCGAAA